GAUCACUGGUCUACCACUAAAUGAACACAAUUUGCCUAUGAUGCUACCAAAUGGUCAAAUCUUUGGACAAUUGGCAGUACCGGAAAUAACCAAAGAAGAUGGUGGCGUUAUUUGUCCAAUAACAAAUACAAUGUUUUCACAUCCAAAAAUUGAGAAAGUUUUCGUAAUGUAAUUUCGAAGUGCUCUAGUUUAUGGAGCAAAGUCAAUAGACCAAAAUGCUCCGAACAAAUUAUAUCAAUUCUUGGAGCUCAACUUAAAUACCCAGUCGUGACUAGAUGGAAUUCGUUAUACGACUCAAUAAGAUCUCUAUGCUCGCAUAAGCAAAAAAUUAAUGAAUUAUGUGAAAUAUACCAAAUUAAUAAAUUUUAUGAAAAUGAUUUCGAUUAUAUGGAAGAGUACAUGCAAAUAUUAAAACCACUAGCCGAAGCUGUUGAUUUUUUGCAAGGGGAUAAAGAAAUGGUAUAUGGUUACCUUUUACCGACACUAGCAACUAUAUCUACAAAAUACAACAACCUAAUAAGGGCCGGAAAAUUGGUAUAUUUUUGGCAAAUAACAUCCCCUUUGCUAGAAGCGGUAAAAGAACGGUUUAAAAAUUUUUAUGAGCUUAAGGAAGAAGUAACCGAUGCCAUAACUGCAUCUGCUUUAUGCCCAGAUGUGAAGCUGCAAUGGGUUUAUGCUCUGGAUCCUAUAUACGGCGACGCAAAAGUUGCAGAAUUAAGUGAAAAAGUUAGAAAAAUUAUUUCGGCGUAGUGCGCAAACGAUACCAUUGAUCCAACUAUAUUUGCAAGCGACCGGCACCAAUUUUUCGACUUUGGACGCAGAAGUGAAGUCGCCACAUAUGAAAACUUUACAAUCAACAAAGCGGGAAAGGAGUACUGUAACUACAUUGCAGACCCAAGCACUAACAAGGAAAUGCUUUACAAGUACCCAGCAUUACAAAAGUGCUACUUAAAAUUUAAUACCCCUUUGCCUUCAUCAGCCGCGGUUGAAAGACUGUUUUCUGCGGCAACAAUUUUGAACUCACCACGACGUGGAUCGCUUUCGGAUGACAACUUCGAAAAGCUAUUGUUAAUGAAAGUCAAUUCUUUUUAAAAUUGUUUUUCUUUAGUACUAAGUAUUUACUAAUUGCUUGUUGUAAUCUAUGUAUUGCAAAAAACUCUGUGUACGUAAACCUUAUUUGCUCAGUAUACAGUUGUUCACAAAAUAAUAGCAGCAUUGCUUUUUCGCGAUAUAAUUCCGUUGUGCUAAGAAAAUAAGUUUUUGCAUAACUUUAUAAAAAUAUAUUUUAUCAAGCAACGCACAAAAAUUAAA
This is a messenger RNA of Rhagoletis pomonella (apple maggot), 1311 nucleotides long. Its product is annotated as E3 ubiquitin-protein transferase MAEA-like. NCBI's taxonomy places the organism in Eukaryota, Metazoa, Arthropoda, Insecta, Diptera, Tephritidae. Gene Ontology annotation, cellular component: nucleus; cytoplasm; GID complex. Gene Ontology annotation, molecular function: ubiquitin protein ligase activity. The record is from RefSeq and is a predicted model, not a curated record. Gene Ontology annotation, biological process: proteasome-mediated ubiquitin-dependent protein catabolic process.